Arctia plantaginis is the source of this 681-nucleotide messenger RNA. The record is from the annotation of a GenBank genome assembly. NCBI's taxonomy places the organism in Eukaryota, Metazoa, Arthropoda, Insecta, Lepidoptera, Erebidae.
AUGUGCAACGACUUUGAUUCUAUGUUCAAACCAAUCGUCUUAGUGACUGGUUUCGGCCCCUAUAUUGGUCACCCGGUAAACGCCAGCUGGGAAGCUGUGAAAAUUAUGAAUAAAGAUGAAAUUGAGACGAAACAUAAUGUAGAACUGGUACUGCUUGAAAUACCAGUCACUUACGAAAAUGUGGAUGAAUUCGUGCCCGCGCUAUGGGAAACGCACACCCCUAAAUUGAUGAUACAUGUAGGAGUAUCAGGUCAAGCUACCUGUUUUGACCUGGAGUCACAAGCUCAUCGGAAAGGGUACAACAAAUUCGACUAUUUCAAUAAGUGCCCUGCUGAUAAUGUCUGCACUGCUGAAGGAGCCAUCAGGAUCCAUAGCAAGUUGGACGUGGAACGGAUUAGCAAAGAGUUUAAUGGAAGUGAGCCUGAUAGCAAAAUAACGACCCAGGUGUCCAAGGAUGCUGGCAGGUACCUUUGCGAAUAUAUCUACUACACAUCGCUAAGCAUAGACAACACCCGCACCCUGUUCGUACACGUGCCAGUUAAAGAAAUCUACUCCUCAGAGGAAACCGCCCGAGGUCUGGAGCGCAUCCUAGACCUCUGCCUACAGCAGAUUGAUGAGAGGGAGAAGGUGGCCAAGAUCGCUGACAAGUUAAAAAAUGCGGAACUAUCAGAUGAUGCUUAA